UUGUGGGAACUCCACACCGCAGAGAAGCCAUAGAAGCAAAGAAAGAAGAUGACAGGCGUAUGGAGGUGUACACUGACCCUGGCGGUGUUGCUGUUCUUAUGUCUCUGGGGGGCCAGUGACGCCGUAGGGGGUGCAAAGAGUCGGCCCAGACCCAAACGACGACCUCGCAAGAAGACAAAGGUCGACCCUAUUGACGUGACACCACCUCAAAAGAAUAUAGAUAUACAACAGAUGACAGGAACAUGGUACCUUCUCAACACGGCCUCCAAAUGUUCUUAUCUGAUCAACCACGGAACCAAGGUGGAACCCACCGUCAUGACGCUCACAUUGUCUCCGACUUCGGACCAAACGCUGUUGGUUAGCACAAAAACGCGUCAUAACCAUCAGUGCUGGGAGAUACUGCAGAUGUACAAUCUCACCCCCACCCCUGGACGCCUGAUAAUUCCAGGACCUCAAUCUGAGCUGAACACCGAUAUUGUGAUCGGCGAGACAGACUACAGCUCCUACGCCAUCUUGUACUACCAGAAACAAGGCAAGCUCACCAUGAAACUCUAUGGCCGAUCUGUGGACAAUUUAUCGGAACCGAUGCUGAGCAAGUUUGAGCAGCUCGCUGAAAAGCAAAGCCUGGGUCUGGCGUAUCUUUUCCCCUUCCCAACCUACAGUCACUGUGGUGAUGUGGACCAGCAUCAUAAAAUCAACUGUGUUCCCACAUGCUGAACAAAAGGAUGAAGUAAAAAUAAAUAGGAAUAUUCAUAAAUAAAAUAAAUCCAGCCAUAUUA
Messenger RNA from Doryrhamphus excisus (bluestripe pipefish), 779 nucleotides. It is a transcript of the gene c8g, whose product is annotated as complement component 8, gamma polypeptide. Gene Ontology annotation, molecular function: complement binding. Gene Ontology annotation, cellular component: blood microparticle; membrane attack complex; extracellular exosome. The record is from RefSeq and is a predicted model, not a curated record. Gene Ontology annotation, biological process: complement activation. Lineage: Eukaryota; Metazoa; Chordata; Actinopteri; Syngnathiformes; Syngnathidae.